AUGGAGAAAAUAAUCGCUUUCUUCAAACCUCCAGACCCGAAACAACUCGCCAAACAGUGGCAAUCGAACAUCCGGAAAGAACAGAGACGAAUAGACGCAAACAUUAACGAGAUCAAACGAGAGUGCAUGAAAACCACUCGAGAGAUUAAAACGUGCCUGAAAAGACAGGAUAUAAACUCUGCGCGAGUUUUAGCGAAAGAAAUCGCGAAAGCGAGGAAAACGAUGGAGAGUUUAUACGAAACAAAGGCGAACUAUAAUUCGAUUUCCAUGCGUCUAGGGGAGUCCGUGGGGAGGUUGGCGCAGGCGGGGAGCGUAAAAACAUCAGCAGAGAUAUUAAAGUCGAUGAACGCCAUCGCGAACGUCGGUCAAGCGACCAAAGACGUCGUCGCUAUGAGCAAAGAGAUGUUUAAAUUAGGCGUCAUCGAGGACGUUCUCGAGGACGCGUUCGCCGGGAUGGCUUCGACGGACGACGAGGAAGAGGAAACGGAGAGAGCGGUGGAUGUGAUUUUGAAAGAGUUUGCCGGCGAGGUCGCGGGUGCAAUGCCGGAGAAAGUCGUCGAACAUGAACAACCAAAGACUACUGAGGCGGUCGUCGUCCCAUCGGUUUCCAAAGAAGAAGAUGAAAGACGGCCGGUCGUCGUCGACGUGCAAAGUCGACUCGACGCCCUUCGAGAGUAG
This is a messenger RNA of Bathycoccus prasinos, 678 nucleotides long. Its product is annotated as charged multivesicular body protein 3. Gene Ontology annotation, biological process: endosome transport via multivesicular body sorting pathway; protein transport; late endosome to vacuole transport. Gene Ontology annotation, cellular component: ESCRT III complex; multivesicular body. The coding region runs from base 1 to 678 and encodes 225 amino acids. The transcript has a single exon. NCBI's taxonomy places the organism in Eukaryota, Viridiplantae, Chlorophyta, Mamiellophyceae, Mamiellales, Bathycoccaceae. The record is from RefSeq and is a predicted model, not a curated record.